This is a messenger RNA of Drosophila grimshawi, 8388 nucleotides long. RefSeq names its product FH1/FH2 domain-containing protein 3 (gene Fhos). NCBI's taxonomy places the organism in Eukaryota, Metazoa, Arthropoda, Insecta, Diptera, Drosophilidae. Gene Ontology annotation, cellular component: cytoplasm; cytoskeleton. Gene Ontology annotation, biological process: actin filament network formation; cortical actin cytoskeleton organization. Gene Ontology annotation, molecular function: actin filament binding. The coding region runs from base 16 to 7899 and encodes 2627 amino acids. The transcript has 19 exons. The record is from RefSeq and is a predicted model, not a curated record.
AAUAACGCAAUCAACAUGUCAUCCUAUCGCAGUUAUACACCCUGGAAAUCGAACUUGGGCAGUGCCUACAAACCGGCCAGUUCGACUUAUACACUAGGGGGUGAUUUGGGCAGUGGUUCCACCUCCCGCUACACUUCAUUGGCCACGCCCAGCGCCUAUCGGCCCUCCUUCUCGGGCGGCACCUAUCGCAUAAAGCGUGAUCCACCCGCUACGCCAGUCACCAGCUAUGUGAGUCGCUAUGGCUGCACUGCCAAGACGGAUGCCAAAGAUGCCAGCAGUUCCGCUGAUCGGAGCAGUCCCAUCAAGCGUUACACGGGCGCCGCAAGCAGCAAGCUGGGAACGGGCGGCACUAAAUACGGACGCUCGCGGGAUCCCAGUCCGGUGGCGCUGGAGCACACGAAUCGCGGCAAGUCCAAGUCACGGGAUCCCAGUCCGGUGCUGGACAGCGCGAGAAGUAAGCUGGGAGGCGCCACCUAUCGCAGCAGCACCGCCAGAAAUGGCUACAACAGUCGCUAUGCCGCCGGAGCAAGAUUGAACAGUGGUGGCAGCAACAGCAUGCUGGACAAGUCCAUCUCCUACUUGACCACCAGUGAUUUUCAUGCCAGGACUGCCAGCCGCGCCAAGGCGAGCCGGGAGAAGGAACUGGACGAACCAGAGGUGCAGUUGACCAAAGAGGAACCAAAGGAGCAGCAGGAAUCGCAGCUGGAGCAGCCAACGGGUGAGGAGGAAACAUUUGUGUCCGUUGUGGUGGUCACACGUGCCACCUCACCCACUCCGCCCGGCAGCACCACUGUGCAGCGAACACGUCGCGUGGACAUUGCCAAGACCAUUGAGAAGACCAUCAAACGCUCGACGAAGCCCCGCCAGAUGCUGGAGAAGGAGAUGCAAUCGGAUCGCUUGGAUGACUCCACACGCUAUUUGCGCUACAGCGCCGGAUCCGGUGGCAGCAGCAGCAUCAGUUCCACCUACAGCCACAGGGAUCGGAUAAGCAACCUGCGCUACAAUGCCAGCUCCCAAUCCAACAGCAAUUCACCCAAGUCAGGCACACCUAGCCUGGAGGCCAAAGAGGUGACUUCACCGCGGAGUAAUGCAAGUGUUGCCAGCUGUUCACCCAAAUCCACGCCCGGCUUGGAGACCAAAGAGGUAGCAUCGGCCAAGAGCAAUGGUUCUGCUUUGGUCAGUGUCGCCAACUCCAAGUCCAGCAACAGCAGCAGCAACAAGUCCAAGCUGUCACCACCGAAAGCAGUGCGUCUCAAUUCCCGCCAAUCAUCCGUGGAGAAUCUGGUCAACAAGCCACCAGCUGCGCCCAGCAAAGCCGAUUCGCCCGGCAAGACCUGCAACAGUGGCUCCAAUUCGAGCAGCUCCUUGGCCAAGUGGCCCUGGCCCAACAAGGACUUUCGCAAGAGCUCGCUGAAUGUGGGACCCACCGAUCGGCCAAGGAAAUCUCGCACGCCCAGCAGCGGCGCCGAGUCCGAGGAACAGCAACAGGAACGCUCGCCCAGCGCUGGCUCCGAGGGUAGCAACGCCUCCAAUCGCAAAACAAACAAGCUGACAAAUGGCAAGGCAACAACGUCUGCCAAUCGCCAGCUAAAAGCACACAAAUCCUGCGCGCCCAGCAGUGGGGCAAGUGGAGGAAGCAGCUGCUCGACGACAUCCGCCUGCUCCUCGUCGGACAGCGAGCAGCGGGGCAAGAGCAGUAAAAAGCAGAGCAAGAAAAAGGCCACAGUCAACGGCAGUCAACAGAAAGAGAAGCACAAAGAGAGGCAGAACGAUAAAGAUAAAGAUAAAGCAGUGGCAGAGACAGAGGCCGAGGCAGAGGCAGAGCGAGAGAGAGAGAGAGAAACAGAGGCGAAGGUCAGCAGUCAGGCAGGUGACAGCCAAUUAAAUGAGGAACACCAAAAUAGCCACAAGACCGAAGCCUCCACUGACUCACUGAAUCGGACCAAGCACCAGCAUCAGCAACAUCAGCAGCAGCAGCAGCAAUCGCGUCUGAAGAAGCUCUCGGAUGUAUCGAAUUUUUUUGCCACUCGUCAGACGGACGCAAAUAGUGAGCCGAUCUUCCUCGAAAGCUCCGAGAGCAGCGCCGGCAGCGAGGCCGAAAUGCAGCCAUCGUUGAGCGGCACACAGAUCAGUCUAGCGUUAGACACGCAAACGAACGAAACGAGCGAGGUGAAUCCUUUGCGGAUGCAUCAAGCACCAAGCACAACGAUAUCGACAACGACAACGAUACCCCCAAGUAGCAACAACAGUUCCAGCACCCAUUGUCCCAAGGAGACAACAACGACGACGACCACGACGACGACGAGUCCCAGCAACGGCAUCAAGGACACCACAACGACGACAGAGAGUCUGACGACGCGUGAACAGGACCCGGAUACCGAGGAGCCCAGCUGGUGGCAGGACACAAGUCUGCAAAUAAAUACAGCCUCCGCUUUGGAUUACAACAAUCGCAGCGAGAUGCCCUACAGAUUGAGGCACAUCGAUUCGGGUGAUGACCACGCGUGGUGGCUGCGACAGGAUGCAACUGCUGACGAGGAUGAUACCCUGGCGGAGGAAACGCUCAAUCCGCUGGAUGAUGAGCAUGAGGAUGUGAGUGCUGCGACAGAGGAGCAGAACAGCAGAACAGGUGGCUGGUGGAGCAGCAGCAAGGAUGAUAAUCUAGACGAGAGCAACGAGAAUCAGGCAAAUCUCAUCAAUGGCCACGGAUGUGGUCAGGAGUCGGAGCACAGCGAGGAGAUUAAACGUAUGCCCAGGAGUCACAUCUCGCCGGAACAGGAUGCCUGGUGGCUGGAGGAGCAACAGGAGCAACAGGAGCAACAGGAGCAGCAGCAGCAGCAGUCCAAACAAAAUGGCUACCACGAGGAUGUCAAUAACAAUGAGCCACAUGUGGAGGUGACCAUAAAGCUGCCCAGCAGCACUGAACGCGCCAAGAACUGCUCCUCCUCUAGCCACUCUGGCGAGAGUGCCCCGCCCUGGUGGCAAACGGGACCCGCCAAAAAGCUGUUCAAUGUGCAGCGCGUGGAGAGCGGGGAACGUGCCUGGUGGCAGGAGGAGAAGGAGAACGAGCCACCGCCAGUGAAGCCACCAACGCCACCGCCACGCAUCAUCAAGCAUUGGGAGUCGGGCGAGCGAGCCUGGUGGCUGCUGGACGAGGAACCGAAGAACAAGGAGCUGCCUCAACCAGCCACCGACGAAGUGGAUCAUGAGGAUCAGCAAGAUUUGCUGAACAGCUCCUUCAAUUUCACAUACUCGGUGCGUCCCCCUCCCCUGGGCCAAUGUGCCAGCCCAGUGCCAGUGGAGCCCCAGCAAAAGCUCUGCGAAUCGCCCUACGAUAACAUUCCAAUGUCAAAAGUUCAAAUGGCAAUGCCGCCGUCGCAGUCGCAGUCGCAGUCGACGUCAGCGCCAGCGCCGCCACCACGCUAUUCAUAUAACCCACCACGUGUGGGCGAUAAGCUUUUCAUAUCGCGUCAUCAGAAUAUCGAUGAGCUUUUGGGUGGCGCAUGCCGACCGCUCAGUCCGCUCUUUUAUAGCGGCGCCGUGGAGAGCGAUGCGUCUGCGUCGGCGCUGCCAUUGGCGAGCAAGAAUAUGUUUCUGCUCGAAGAGAUUACGCCGGAUCAGGUGCGCAUUCACGAUAGCACCGCUCAGCUGCCGGUCAUACAGCGCAUGCAGCGCGAUGUGGAAUGGCUAGAGAAUGGCAGCAACAGCAACUUUUAUGAGCAGCAGAAGCAGCAGCCGCAGCAGCGCAGGAUCGAUGACGCAGCUAUUCAGGUGUACAAGGAUGGUGACUUUGGCGCCUAUCUGGAUCUGGAGUCAUCGCUGGCCGAGCAGACCGAGGAAAUCGAGGGCCUACAAGACGGUCGCAAAAACUCAUUGGUCAUUCGCACACAGCUGAGUGUUCGCGUUCAUGCCAUUAUAGAGAAACUACUCUCGUCGGAGGGCAGCGAUCUGCGCAGAGCAUUGUUCUCCCUCAAGCAGGUGUUCCAAGAGGACAAGGAUCUGGUGCACGCCUUUGUCGCCAUGGGCGGUCUCAAUUGUCUGGUGCGCGUCGGCAAUUGCUCCGAUCAAAACUAUCAAAACUAUAUACUACGCGCCCUGGGACAGGUCAUGCUCUAUGUGGAUGGAAUGAAUGGCGUUAUGAAGCAUCAGCCCACCAUGGAGUGGCUCUACUCAUUGAUCGCAUCCAGUUACAGAUCGGUGGUCAAGACAGCGCUCAAGUUGCUGCUCGUAUUCGUUGAAUAUGCCGAGUCCAAUUGUUAUGUGCUUGUGAGCGCCAUUCAUGCUGUGGAUGAAGCACAAGGCACAUUGCCCUGGGCAAAUAUAAUGAGACUGCUUAAGGACUACGACAAUGCAGAUGCCGAGCUGGUCAUCUAUGCAACAUCGUUGAUCAAUAAAACACUAGCGGGCCUGAACGAUCAGGAUAGUUUCUACGAUGAGAGCGAUCUGCUGGAACAGCAGGGCAUGGAUACGGUUAUCCAGCGUUACAUGUCCAAGCCGGGCACCGAUCUCGAUCUGCUCGAUCAACUCCAGUUGUACGAGGCAGUUCUAAAAUUCGAGGAUGGCGAGUCGGACGGACAGCGUUUGCCACAGAAUUCAAUGCGAAAGACGCAACGCCAUCGUCCCGGCGCCAACACAACAGAGCGACGCAAAUCGCGACGCCACAGCACGGAUAAUAGUCCAGCGCCGUUGACCAAAGUGCUGCCCACAUCGGUGCUAAGAACGACACCGGUACAGGCCACACUCGACGAGGAUGACAGCUCGGGUUCCACAAACUCCACGGAGUUUAGCAGCGGCAUAUUUCAGGAGAAGAAACCACGCGAUGGCGCUGGUGUAACACCGGGACUGCGACGACGUCGGGAGCGUGCCGAGCGGCACAAGAGCUUCCUCAAGGAGCAGGGAGAGGCGGCUGCGAAUCGCAUCUUUGCUGCACGAGAGCUGCGUGAAAACUACGGCCAAAUUGUAACCGCCAUUCCUGCAACCAUUCAAAGUGGCGACAGCCCGCCGCAAUCAUUGCAAAUUGAGCUGCCGCCGCCCCCGUCGCCGCCAACGUCGCCCACGAUCACGCCUCCAAUCACGCCCUGCAACCUCAUCAGCAAUAGCAACAACAACAACAAUAGCAACAGCAACAGCAGCAACGGCAAUAGCAACAACAACAACCAACAACAACACAAUCAUAACAACAUCAACAACAGUAACAACCACAUUGACACGCCCAACAACAGUUUGCUGCUGAGCCCCACUAAGCAGAUGCUAAGUGGCAUCAAUAGCAUCUCCAUCAUCAACAACAGCUUCGACAAGGCGAACAACAACAACUACAAUAACAACACUAACAAUCAGAAUGAGUUCCUUACCAAAAAGAAUCUGUUUCGGGAGCGCAACGCAACUGUGAUCAAUGGCAUCAUGAAGAACAUUGUGCAGCAGACAACCGAUAGUGCCUACAAAAAGUAUGAGAACGAUGCAAAUCGAUUGAACAACUACUACACACAGCUGAGCCAGUCGCCCAAGCAUCAGCCCACCACCGCCCAGGAUGUGCUCAGCCCGAAGAAGACACUAAAUGGAAAUGGUUUUGAGUUUUUGCCUGAGAGUUCAACGCCCCUAAAAUUGGAUGUGCUGCCAGUGCCGGAACCACUGAGUCCCAUACACAAGCCUCUAGCUGUGGCAGCACCACCACCACCGCCGCCACCUCCACCACCACCACCACCACCAGCAAGCUGGUGGCAUUUUCCCCCAGCCAAUACCAGCAUUCAGCCAAUUGCAGCUAGAACCCUAACCAGUACUAACCCAGAACUACCACAACAGUUGCCUCCACUACAAGCUAUGGAUACAACAGAUCUGGAGGAUAAGGAAAUGCUAAUGCAACUGAAACGUGAUCAUACCGUCAAGGAUCUAACACAUAAAUUGAGCAAUCUGCCCAGCAGUCCCACACAGGAGGCGGGAAAUCGCGCCAUAGUCGGCGACAUGUCCGGCCUCAUAUCGAAAGCCAAAGAGGGGCUUGCCAAGAGCAAGAGCAAGGGUGAAAUUUCACGCUCAUCGAGCGUCGAUCAGGAACUGAAAAAGUCUGAGCCGAAGAAAUCGGAGAAUGAACUACACUGGGAGGAACUGGUGCGCAAUAUGACGCGACCCCUGAACUUAUGUGAUCUUGACUUUACCGAUCUGCAUUCGGACGAUGAAAAGGAUGUGUUGGCGCCCCGUGGUCUCGGCGCAGGCAUACCGCCACCACCACCACCCUUUGGUGGUGGCAUGGUGUUGCCACCGCCCAUGAUGCCACCCUGUCUGGCACCGCCGCCCAUGUUCAGCUACGGCGGCUACGGCGCCGGCAGUCUUACAAACAGUGUAAAUAGCUCGCUGAAUGGUUCUGUGAAUGGCGAUCUGGCCAAUGGCAAUACUACUAUCAAAAAGAACAAAAAGACGGUUAAGCUCUUCUGGAAGGAAGUGCGUGAGGAUAUGAUACCGCAGGUGGUGGGUAAAACCAUUUGGGAUGAGCUACCCAAUGCGAAUGUGGACACCCAGAAGCUGGAGCAUCUCUUUGAGUCACGGGCCAAAGACUUGAUGACCAAGAAACAACAAGAGUUGAAUAAGAGCAAAGAGAUUAUCGUCCUGGAUCACAAGCGCUCCAAUGCAAUCAAUAUUGCAAUGACAAAGCUGCCUCCGCCGCGGGCAAUCAAGGCGGCCAUUUUGAAGAUGGAUGCCACUGUGGUCACGAGGGAGGGCAUUGACAAGCUGCUGAAUAUGCUGCCCACGGAUGAGGAGCGCGGCAAGAUUCAAGAGGCACAGUUGUCGAAUCCAGACUUGCCGCUUGGCAGUGCCGAGCAAUUUCUCCUCACCUUAGCCACCAUCUCAGAGCUGGGCGCUCGUCUCAAGCUCUGGGCUUUCCGGCUGGACUUUGACAAUUGCGAGAAAGAGAUUGCCGAACCGCUGAUGGAUCUCAAGCAAGGCAUUGAGAUCUUGCGUCAGAAUCGCACCUUCCGCUGCAUACUCUCCACUUUGCUCUCCGUGGGCAUCUUCCUCAAUGGUGCUCCUGUGAAGGGUUUCCAGAUCGAGUAUCUGGCCAAGGUGCCGGAGGUGAAGGAUACGGUGCACAAGCACUCGCUGCUGCAUCAUCUCUGCCACAUGGUCAUGGAGACGAGCAGUGACACCAGUGAUUUAUACUCGGAAAUUGGUCCAAUUACGCGUGCCUCGAAAGCGGACUUCACAGAUCUCGCACAGAAUCUCAAUCAAUUGGAGGCGGAAUGCAAGGCCUCCUGGGAUCGCCUAAAGCUAAUAGCCAAGCAUGAAUGUGCACCGAAGCUUGUCGACUUCCUGGCCGAUUGUGCCGAGCGCAUCAUUAGUCUGCAAAUUGUCCAUCGGCGUGUGAUGAAUCGCUAUCGCAAGUUUCUACUGUGGCUGGGCAUGCCCCAGCACAGUGUGGCCGAGUCGCGACCCAAUGAGUUCUGUCGCACACUCUCCGAGUUUGCGCUGGAGUAUCGUACGACGCGGGAGCGUGUGCAGCAGCAGCUGGAGAAGAAGGCCAAUCAUCGCGAGCGCAAUAAGACGCGUGGCAAACUGAUCAUUGACAUGGCCAAGUUCAAGACCAAAGAGGAUGUCGCCGAUGCAGAGCUGAAACAACUGCUGGGCACUCCCACUCCCGAUCAAACGGAUGGCACCCUCACCUGGCGUCGCCGUCGCGCUGAGCAGCUGCGCUCACCGAUCGCUCGUCAGAGUGAGGAGCAGUUCACCGAUGGCGAUGAUGAAAUACUCGAAUCUCUCGUCAAGACCGUCACGAAGACGGCCGGGACUAGAACGACGCCCAGGGAGCGAAAGCGUACGCGUCAUGCGGACCGCAAAUCCUUGCGUCGAACGCUGAAGAACGGUCUCACCGAUGAGGAGAAACAGCACGUGGCUGCCCUAAUACAAACCUAUUAGAGCUAUGGCAAGCCCCAAUGCAAUUCCCAAAAAAACCCUAAACCCCCCAGUGACGUCACAAGUCGGGUAUGCGUGCACAGACUGAAAUUGGCGAUCUCAUGUGCAGCAGAACGGAGCAGAACAGAAACUGGAAAUGUGGAACUGGUCCUAACCGAACCGAAUCUCUCCCCAAAAUCUGAUAACGACAAAGUCCCUUCAAAGUUCUCUUAUAUUAUUUCUGUUAUUCGAUAUUUUCGUUUUUACUUUGUCUAAGUAUUACAAUUAAACAUAUUUUUAUUGUAACAUCAACUGUAUUAAUAGCCAAACAAAUUAUAUAUAUAUUUUUAGAAUUUGAAAUCAGACAACAUUUUGAUAAACACAAUUGUCCCACAAUUUGAAUUUGUACCGAUCUGCGACCUUACGAAAUUAACUUAAUUACUCGUAAUUAUAACUUAGCCUUAAUUUAACAACGAAAAUAAAUAAAAAUACAUACAUAUUUAUUAAAUUCAA